AUGACCGACCGUGAUCAGCACUCGCAUGAUAAACGGCUCAUGUCCCAUGCCUUCUCCAAAACGACGAUCCUCCAGCAGGAGUCGGUCAUUUACGACUUUGUGCAGCAGCUGGUCGGCCGAAUGAUGCCGUUCGCGCAGUCUGGGAAAGAGUUCCCCCUCCUCGCUGGAUAUCGCUGUAUGACGCUCGAUCUGAUCACCGAAUUCGUGUUCGGCGCAACGCCGAAAGCGAUAGAAUCCGAGGACCUCAACGACCCCAUCAUUGACCAGAUUGGAGACACCGCCACUGGAUCGGUCGUUACUCAACAUAUCCCUUUCGUUCGGAAGGUCCUCCGCUUUCUCUCCAAGAAUAAGAUCACGAUACCGGGGUUUCCAGACCCGGUUCUGAAUCUUGGAUUGGCUGCCAAGAGAGGCCUAGAGGCGAUGAAAACAACAUCGCAUGUGGAAUGGACAAUGUUUAAAGCCAUGUCAGCCAACGCCUCCAAGCAGGGCAUACAGCUACGCGACGAGCAUCUGAUUGCAGAGGGGAUCUUGAUGAUCAUUGCUGGAACCGAUACCACGGCUGUCACACUCAGCACCGCAACAUAUCAUUUGAUCAAGAACCCGGAAAUCUUUGAAAGGCUCCGCCAGGAGGUCGCUCCGUUCAUGCCAAACAAGGACGCCCGGCCGUCCUUCAACGACCUCGACCACCUCCCGUUGUUGGAUGCUUGCCUCAAGGAGGGAAUGAGAUUAAGCUCGCCCGUGAGAUCAAGGCUACCCAGAGUGGUGCCCAAGGAUGGAUGGACUAGCCACGGGCGAUUUUAUAAACCGGGGACCAUAGUGAGCUCAUCGCCGCUCUAUCUUCACCAGGAGCCCAAGAUAUUCCACGACUGCGAGGCCUUCAACCCCGAUCGUUGGCUUGUGUCGCCAGAGAAGAAGAGCGAAAUGCUGCAUUACUUCCAGCCCUUUUCUAGGGGAUCGAGGCAAUGCAUCGGGCAAAACCUCUCUACCAUCGAACAGAAGAUCACUCUGGCAACCAUCGUCGCUCGUUUCGCCCCCGUCUCGGUGGCCAAGGAUACGAUUGAGUGGGGAGAGUCUUCCACGAAUGCCUUACCCGACACUCAGAUUUACGCAACCAUGGCGGCUCGGGAUAUGUAA
Neoarthrinium moseri is the source of this 1134-nucleotide messenger RNA. RefSeq lists its product as uncharacterized. Lineage: Eukaryota; Fungi; Ascomycota; Sordariomycetes; Amphisphaeriales; Apiosporaceae. The record is from RefSeq and is a predicted model, not a curated record. Gene Ontology annotation, molecular function: oxidoreductase activity, acting on paired donors, with incorporation or reduction of molecular oxygen; iron ion binding; monooxygenase activity. The transcript is spliced from 5 exons. Bases 1 to 1134 code for a protein of 377 amino acids.